AUGGAGAAGCCCACACCUACCAUUCCUCCUCGUGUCGGUGACCCUCAGACUUCUCUCGCUGGGAUGGCGAUCUACAUCCUGUCUCACAUCAUUCCCUGGAACGCGAGCUACUCCACCCCGGAUGGACAAGUAAUCUACAGAAUACAAACGUCUUCCGAUAUCUGGAGGCCGCGAAAGGCUGUAAUCGAAAAGGCAAUCUCUAACAAAGAAUUUGGAGAGGAAGAACAGCUUACAAGGCUGGGCGAGAUCGAAUUCCAUGUCUUGAGGUCAUCAAAGAUCACGUUGGGGGACCUUUGGUUGAACGACGGGUCGAAAACAAUUGUUGCAAAAUAUCAUCAAGACCACUACGGGCUAACGAGGGACGCAUGCUCAACCUCGUUGGAGAUAUUUCCUAUUGGCGAACACAUCACAGACCUUAUCAUCGUUACGUUUGUGUACAUCGAGUUCAUUCGGCUAGGACGAGAAGAAUUCAGUGAAACUUUCUGA
This is a messenger RNA of Coprinopsis cinerea okayama7#130, 486 nucleotides long. RefSeq lists its product as hypothetical. Lineage: Eukaryota; Fungi; Basidiomycota; Agaricomycetes; Agaricales; Psathyrellaceae. The coding region runs from base 1 to 486 and encodes 161 amino acids. The transcript is spliced from 4 exons. The record is from RefSeq and is a predicted model, not a curated record.